UAGGCGGUUUGAUAAACGUGAUUGCUUUGUCGUGUCGCUUGUUUCUCAUUUAGACUCCCGAAUUUAGAGCGAAAUCGCUUUUUCGGGCCUUUUCGGAGAGCAGUUAUUCAAACUGAUGUGGUAGACCUGACACCGACGAGCGAGUGGAAACGCAGCAGGUAGUCCUGACAAAUUCUGCGUUGUACUGACGCCGGGACUGACUGAACUGCCGACUCCAGCACUACUACCACGCUUCACGUGUACGCGCUUCCUGUGGGCUGUUUUACAUCGCUCAAAGAACCCCCUUUUACUUCAUAAGCAGUGCAUCCAGCCAACGAUUGAAGCUUGUUAAUUACUUCGAAAAUUCAAGUGAAUUUGAACCGAAAUGGCUUUAGACUUGGAGUGUUCCUUGUUAUCUCGUCGAAGGGUUCGUGGCCGUACGAGUGAACAUGUGAAAAUCGGAAGGACUAAAUCACGAAACCUGUUCGUUCAUUAUGGUCUAUUAGUAAUACUAUAUUCAUGUGUACUUUUAUUUAUGUGGACAGUAACGAGACUUUUAAACAAUGCCUUUCCGAUUUUCAGAAAUCAGAAUGUACCUGAAGUAGACGAAUACACUUCGUAUGGACGACAUUUGUUACGAGUUAGACCAAAUUGUACCCCACGUUCUGUUGAUGAAUUUCCUGCUGAUUUUAUGAGUGACGAACAGAGGAACAAAGGCGGGAUUGUCGUUCAUAUAUUCAUCGCAUGCUAUAUGUUUGUAUCACUUGCAUAUGUAUGUGAAGUUUACUUUGUACCGUCGCUAGAAAUUUUAUGCAAAUUGGUGGGUCUCCAACAUGAUGUUGCCGGGGCAACACUGAUGGCUCUUGGGACAUCAGCACCGGAGUUUGCCACUUCAGUAAUAGGUGUGUUUAUUACUGAUACUGACAUUGGUUUAGGCACUGUGGUUGGCUCCCUGGUAUUUAACCUUUUUAUGAUAAUAGCAUGUUGCUGUUUCUUCGCUGGGAGGGAGGUGCCCUUGCAUUGGUGGCCUCUAUGCAGGGAUUGUAUUGUGUACUUGAUCGGCAUUCUUGGACUGGUUCUUGUCAUGUUUGAUAACAUCUGCAGGUGGUAAGUUGAUCUU
Molecule: messenger RNA, 1099 nt
Organism: Saccoglossus kowalevskii
Lineage: Eukaryota; Metazoa; Hemichordata; Enteropneusta; Harrimaniidae
Product: sodium/potassium/calcium exchanger 5-like
Biological process (GO): intracellular calcium ion homeostasis; calcium ion transmembrane transport
Cellular component (GO): plasma membrane
Molecular function (GO): calcium channel activity; calcium, potassium:sodium antiporter activity
Source: RefSeq, a predicted model, not a curated record